Molecule: messenger RNA, 633 nt
Organism: Emiliania huxleyi CCMP1516
Lineage: Eukaryota; Haptophyta; Isochrysidales; Noelaerhabdaceae
Exons: 3
Coding region: 1-633 (210 amino acids)
Molecular function (GO): protein binding
Source: RefSeq, a predicted model, not a curated record
AUGCCGUCCAAUGCCGGGCCACCGCGCCUGCUCGACCUGCCGGCCGACAUCCGGCACCAGGUCCUCUCCCUCUGCUCCGCCACAGACCUGCUGUCGGUCUCGCGGUGCUGCCUCGAACUGAGUGCUGCCGCCAAGGCUCCGGAGCUGUGGGCCCAGCUGCUGCAGCGGCACCACGGGGUGGUGCUCGACGCCUUUUUCGAGGGCGCUGCACCGCCACCGCCGCACGGAUCGACCUGGCAGCGCCACUUUUUUCACUUUGAGCGGACGUGGUUGCUAUUGGCCCGCGCUGAGACCGGACGGAUGCUGCUUCGGAUGCGGUCCGAAUGCGCCGCGUCGAGCCCUACCUAUCUGGGCGUGCCGCCCCCGGCCGUCGAGCGGGCCUUCACGCUACGCCUCCCCCUCCUCGGCCUCCACCUCCCCAUCCCACUGUGGCUGCAGCAGCCGGCGCCGACCUAUGGAAUCUUUGACGCGACAGACUUUGCGGCGCGCCAUCCGGGGACCGAGCUGCUGCUCGCCGAGGCGGCGGCCGAGGACGACUGCACCGCACGCUUCGACGCCGCUUCUCACUCCGAGCGAGCGAGAGCGGUGCUCCGCCGGCUCGUGGUUCCUGGCGACACUGCGCGGCGCUGCUGA